GUUCAGUAUCGCGAGCAAGUCUUUCCUCAAUCGAUCCAGUAUUUAAGCGAAAUCGCUCGUCUUCGCUCGUACAAUUAGUGCAAAUUACUCCGCGAAAUCAAGUCUAAGUGCCUGUGUGAACUUUGAAGAUGAAUGGACACAAAUGGGUCAAGUUCUCGGGUGAGCAGAGUAUAAUGCCGGGAAUGAUUCACAUCGGCCCGGAUCUGGAUGGCGUGCCUCUGGUCGUUGGUCGCGCUCAUCAUCACGGCAAUGUGCUACCUGCAAAAGUGAAACCGGAACAUGGCAUUGCUUAUGUUAGUCAUAACUCCAUCGAGCACAAAAAAUGCGAUUUCAAAGUCCUGCUGCCUACUAAGUUUAACUGUGUUCAAGCGGGGCACGGUCACGUCCCACCAUACGCGGUCGAAGGUGGAAAAACGGUGGAAGGAGAACCGCUUUACAUUGGUCGUGUGGUCGAGAAUGGCGUACCGUGCGUAGGGAAGAUUCACAGGAGCCACGGUUGUCUGUACGUGCCCUACGACGGCAAGGAAUUGUCAUUCAAAAACUACGAAGUUUUGGUGCAACAUUAACACAAACAGCCGAGCAAAAUAAAAUUCAUUGCAAUUUCGU
Molecule: messenger RNA, 606 nt
Organism: Colletes gigas
Lineage: Eukaryota; Metazoa; Arthropoda; Insecta; Hymenoptera; Colletidae
Exons: 4
Coding region: 129-566 (145 amino acids)
Source: RefSeq, a predicted model, not a curated record